Molecule: messenger RNA, 1584 nt
Organism: Falco peregrinus (peregrine falcon)
Lineage: Eukaryota; Metazoa; Chordata; Aves; Falconiformes; Falconidae
Gene: NOL12
Product: nucleolar protein 12
Exons: 5
Coding region: 16-1014 (332 amino acids)
Cellular component (GO): nucleolus
Molecular function (GO): RNA binding
Source: RefSeq, a predicted model, not a curated record
UCCACCCCAGUCCCGAUGCCGGGGCUGGGAACGCCUGCAAGGUCCGUGACGGUGGCUUCCCUCUGCCACCGCGGACCGGGGGAAGAAAGAGCCAGAGGAGCAGGAGAGGGAACGCACACAGGUCCCACGCACCGGCGGCACAAGAGGACCCGCUGCCGACCCCGCUCUGCGCCGCGCCGCCAUGCCUCCGAGCCGCCCCGCAGCGGGUGGCGCCGGGGGACGCCCCGCGCCCCGCCCCGGGGCCGCCCAGCCCGCCGGCGGCUCAGCCGGCGGGGACCCCCGGUGGCACCUCUCGGGGAGGCCAGCCCCGCCCCCUCCGCCCGGCGAGGCGCGGCCGGCACAAGAUGGCGGGCGGGGCAGGGCCCGCCCCUGCCGGCCGGGCGGCGGAAGGGGCGGGCAGCGGCGGCGGCGGGGAGCCAUGGGCCGCAAGAAGAAGGGGCCGGGGGGCCGCGAGGCGCGGCUGGUGGUCACUUUCGACGAGGAGAGGCGGAGGGAGUACCUGACCGGCUUCCACAAGCGGAAGGUGGAGCGGAGGAAGGCGGCGCUGGAGGAGAUCAAGCGGAAGCUGAAGGAGGAGCAGAGGAAGAUGAAGGAGGAGAUGAGGCUGAUGAACUGGAGCACUUGGUGACAUCACGGACAGAAUCUGUGAACAUUGACCACCCAAACCACAUUGUGACAGUGACCACCAUCAGUGACCUGGACCUCUCAGGGGCACGCCAGCUGGGACUGACCACCCCUGUGAGAGAAAAUGAUGGAUCAGAAGAAAAGAAAGGGGAAGAGGUGGUGAACAAACCUGUAAGAACAAUGCCCAAGAAGGCCAGAAACCCCUUCCUGUCUGAAAAAAUCUCUUCUCUUACUGCCACACUGCAUAUGCACAGCCGGAAAAAGACAAAAGGAAAGAGAUCUCAAUGUGGGCAAGGCCCACGCAAGAAAGUCCAGAAAUCCAGCACGGGGCGAACCACUAAGACUCAACGACGAAGGCUGACAGGCAAAAUGGGCCGCGACCAAGAUUAACAGAGAAACUGGUGCUCAGACCAGCAGCUGGGACGGCGCUCCAUGUCUGGCCUGCUGCUCUUUGGGGCCUCUUCAUUGCGGGCAAGGGCCUUGUUUACUUGGUUCUCUGACCAGCAGUGAGCCCAAUACAGGCUUUCUCUUGUCUCCUAAGCACUGGUCAGGGUGACUGGAUGCGAUCAAUUUAUUUCUGCAGUGAUCUCCAGCUAAGUGGGUGCCAGAGAGUCUAAAAAUUUGUGCUGGGGCUCACAUUCUCUAUUUGGCAUAACCCUGCUGCCCUUGGGCCUCCCCUUCCAGAGCUGAUACUUGGCUUUAUCAAAGGAGAGGCUCUCGGGUGGAGCACAACAGGCACAUCCACAUCGUCAGGGCAGUUUAUGAAAUUUGGAAGAGCUCUGCUUCCACUCAGCAUCAGUGCCCUGGCAUUUCUGCUGUGUAGCAAAUCCUUUUUUCUACGGAGACAUGGUAUCAUCUUGUCCUGUGUGUUUCUUCUCUAGUGCCACCCCUGAAUGCAGGGGUACUUUUUGUUUGGUACCUGUGCCAGAUAAAAUUUGGUAAUAAAUCUUUAUGAAGUUU